Lathyrus oleraceus (garden pea) is the source of this 1440-nucleotide messenger RNA. RefSeq lists its product as uncharacterized. The transcript has a single exon. Gene Ontology annotation, molecular function: aspartic-type endopeptidase activity. The record is from RefSeq and is a predicted model, not a curated record. NCBI's taxonomy places the organism in Eukaryota, Viridiplantae, Streptophyta, Magnoliopsida, Fabales, Fabaceae. Gene Ontology annotation, biological process: proteolysis. The coding region runs from base 1 to 1440 and encodes 479 amino acids.
AUGAAUAACAGAGGAAACUAUGGCAUACGCGCUCAGUACAACAAGAUCCCAGUACCAUAUACUGACUUGGUGCCAUAUUUGGUCCAUGUGGGGGCCAUCGUGCCCAAAGAAAUCCCUCAGGCCGUGCCGCCUUACCAUUAUAAACAUAACCCCAACGCCUCAUGCGCCUACCACGUCGGCCACGUGGGACAUUCCACCGAAGACUACUGGCCUUUAAAGAAGAAAAUACAAGACUUGAUUGAUAGGAAGAUCUUGACCAUCUCGGAGGAAAAUCCAAACGUAAAGACGAACCCCCUACCUAAUCAUGAUGGUCCCACAGUCAGUGUCGUCAUUGAAGAAGAAUCCGCAGAACCUGUGAAGUGGGUCGAUGAGUUGAAAACUCCGUUAUCCGUUGUGUUGAGAAAACUUGAAAAGUUUGGGUUUCUAGAAGGAGUGCAUAAUGAUUGCUCAGUGUGCGAGUCUGAUUCGGAUGGUUGCAAGCAAUUGAGAGAAUGUGUGCAAGAAUUGAUGAAUCAAGGGUUAGUACGGUUUUCCAAGUCCAAAGCAGCAGAAGAGGUGGCAGUGAUUGAACCGAUAACAAUUGUAUAUAGGAAGAAGAAGGUUGAAGCUCCUCCCAAGAGGAUUCAGCCAAUUCAUUUCCGUGUUCCAACUCCGUUUCCGUAUCAAAAUACCAAGGCAGUGCCUUGGAAUUAUGAGACCACAGUGUAUUUGGGAGGGAAAGAAAUCUGCAUUCCCGAUACAGAGAUCGUCAACAUCGCUGGAGCGGGAGGCAUGACUCGAAGUGACCGUGUAUUCGCUCCUAAAUACACUCCUAGGGUGUCUCCAACACCCAUAGUUAUCUCGCCUAAAGAGAAGGAAACUCCUACGCCAACUCCGCAGGCUGGGGCAACUAUACUCGCCACUCCGACCAUGACGACUGCUCCGGUAUUGACGAAAGUUAUUGACAAUCAUAAAGCUGCCGAGGACGAAGCACCCAAGGGUAAAGGGCUGAUGGUUGAGAAAGAACAAUCUAAUGAUCACAAGAAGAGUAUCACCGUUGAGGAAAGUCAGGAAUUCCUCAAACUAAUCAAAAAGAGUGACUUCAAGCUUGUCGAACAGUUGAACCAAACGCCUUCCAAAAUAUCAAUUUUGUCUUUGCUGUUGAGUUCUGAGGCUCACCGCAAAGCAUUGCUGAAAGUUUUAAAUACCGCUCACGUGAUGCAAGAUAUCACGGUCGACCAAUUUGACGACGUGGUUGCUAACAUCACCGCCAGUAGGUAUCUGGGAUUCAAUGAAGCAGAGUUACCUCCUAAGGGAAAGACCGAUAAUAAAGCACUGCAUAUUUCGGUCUCAUGUACUGACUCUCUCUUAUCACGAGUCCUUGUUGAUACUGGGUCCUCGCUUAAUGUACUGCCAAAAUCUACUUUAAGCCAGUUACAGUUCAGGGGGGCUGAAAUGUGA